AUGGAGAUGGGUUAUCUUGCAGUGUUUCUGACACUGCUUCUUUCAAUCUCAUGUGUUGAUUCUACCUUGGUUGAGAAGAAAUUCACACAAUGCAUGUUAAUAACCAGAGUUGAUGGCAAUUCUGAAGCCAUUGAGAAAAUGCUCUUCAGAUCAUCCUCCUCACUAUAUACACAAAUCUUGGAAUCAUUGGAGCAAAAUCCUAGAUGGCUGAAUUCUUCAAGGAAGCCUCUCCUCAUUCUAACACCUUUCCAUGAAUCAGAAAUUCAAGCAGCCAUUCUAUGCAGCAAAGAACUUGGGCUGCAGAUUAGAAUCAGAAGUGGUGGCCAUGAUUAUGAAGGGUUAUCAUAUCUUUGUAAGGCCCCAUUUGUGAUGGUUGACCUAAUCAACAUACGUUCCAUCGAAAUUAACCUUGAUGACGAAACAACUUGGGUUCAAGCUGGGGCAUCAAUAGGUGAACUUUACUACAAAAUUUCUAAAGCAAGUAAAGUGCACGGAUUCCCGGCAGGAACCUGUCCAAGUGUAGGGAUAGGGGGACACAUAAGUGGAGGGGGGGUUGGUACCAUGUUCAGGAAACAUGGCCUAGCAGCAGACAAUGUUGUUGAUGCUUACCUCAUAGAUGCAAAUGGGAAGAUUCAUGAUAGAAAAUCAAUGGGAGAAGAUGUUUUCUGGGCUAUAAGAGGAGGUAGUGCUACUAGUUUUGGAGUCAUUCUUGCAUGGAAAAUCAGGUUGGUUAGAGUUCCACCUAUUCUUACAGGGUUCAACAUUCAUAGAACACUGGAGGAAGGAGCCAGCAAGCUCAUUCACAGGUGGCAACACAUAGCACAUGAAUUGCAUGAGGAUCUUUUCAUUAGAAUAGUUGCUCAAAAUAGUGGUGACAAAUCAAAAACAUUCCAAGCAACCUUUGAAUCUCUCUUCCUUGGAGGAAUAGACAGGUUGAUCCCACUGAUGAAUACGAGUUUCCCGGAAUUGGGAUUGCAGGCCAAAGACUGCACUGAAAUGAGCUGGAUUCAAUCAGUUUUGUUCUUUUCUGGAUACAACAAAGGGGACUCUCCAGAAGUCUUGCUCAACAGAACUACCACAUAUAAAAGCUCCUUCAAGGCCAAGUCUGACUUUGUAAAAGAGCCAAUACCAAAAACUGGUUUAGAAGGAAUUUGGAAAAUGCUUCAAGAAGAAGAAACGUUAGCCUUGCUGUUAAUGGAACCAUAUGGUGGUAGAAUGAAUGAAAUUUCAGAAUCUGAAACCCCUUUUCCCCACAGGAAGGGAAACUUGUACAACAUACAAUACUUGGUCAAGUGGGAAGUGAAUAGCAAUGAAGCAUCCAAGAAACAUCUACAUUGGGCUAAAAGGGUCUAUAGAUACAUGACUCCGUAUGUCUCAAAGUCUCCAAGAGCUGCCUAUUUCAACUAUAAGGAUCUUGAUUUAGGCAAAAACAAGCAUCACAACACAAGCUACUCAAAAGCUAGUGUUUGGGGCAAGAAAUACUUUAAGGGAAACUUUAGAAGAUUGGCACAAAUUAAGACAAAAUUUGACCCUCAAAAUUUUUUCAGCAAUGAACAGAGUAUUCCUCUCCUACACACCCAUCCUUCUUAGUUCUUAACAUAAAGGACAUGUAUUACAUUUUUUUGAGCACCUAGAAACAUUUGUGUAAUACUUCAAUAUUAUGUUAAUCUUCUGCGAGACCCAACCCUAAACAGUAUACUGCUUUUGUAUACAUUUCAAAGCUAGGGGAUGCAAAUUCAAAAUGGAUAUCAUGUAUUUUCAUAUAUCAUAAGA
Molecule: messenger RNA, 1773 nt
Organism: Glycine soja
Lineage: Eukaryota; Viridiplantae; Streptophyta; Magnoliopsida; Fabales; Fabaceae
Product: berberine bridge enzyme-like 22
Exons: 1
Coding region: 1-1590 (529 amino acids)
Molecular function (GO): FAD binding; oxidoreductase activity
Source: RefSeq, a predicted model, not a curated record